AUGUCGUGCGGAGUGAAAUGUGAUAAGGAAGUGGGCGAGCACCUCUGUUCGCUCGUCAAAGGCCACAAAGUUGUGGUGUUCACCAAAGAGCAUGAUCCCUUGAGUUUCGAGGUGGUUGAGACGCUCAAGCAGAUCAAUCCAAAAGAUCUCAAAAUCGUCGACCUUGAUAAAUGUGAACGCAAAGAAGAGGCUCUGGACCUCCUCGAGAAGAAAACGGGCGCCCGCCCGGGACCCCGGGUCUUCAUCGACGGCAAAUUUGUUGACGACCUGGAGACGUCCCUGAAAGACACGGAUCUACGAGAGGUUCUCGAGAAGAAAUGCAAGGACGCAGGAGCGCUGUAG
Molecule: messenger RNA, 342 nt
Organism: Besnoitia besnoiti
Lineage: Eukaryota; Apicomplexa; Conoidasida; Eucoccidiorida; Sarcocystidae
Exons: 4
Coding region: 1-342 (113 amino acids)
Biological process (GO): cellular response to oxidative stress
Cellular component (GO): cytoplasm
Molecular function (GO): glutathione disulfide oxidoreductase activity
Source: RefSeq, a predicted model, not a curated record